AUGGAACUACUCAACAAAUUCGUUAGGGGCACAAGUGGAAUGCCUAUCACCCAACUCUCACUGCUGCUACUCGGAAUCUUGAUGAAGGUAGUGAAGGCCGCACUUGAGGAAGCCGGUGAAGAAGUUGGUCAAGAGAUAGCCGAAUCACUUCCAGAACCCGUGGAGACCAUAUCCAACAAAGUGGUUGAGAAUGUAGUUCAAAAGGAUGGCGGCAUAUCUAUUUUAGGAAGCCGUUUUUCGAGGAUGGAAGUUGCCUUCGGAAUUCUCGGCAUACUGAUACUAAUACUAUUCAUCGUCGCCGUCCACAACUUUAAUGGCAGUACCGCCUCUUGGGCAUGUAUGGCGUUAGAAUUUAUUCUUUUACUUCCAUUCCUCUACUGCGCCUAUCGCCUACAUCUCCUCGACCGCAUCAUAGGAAUGUUUAAGCGCACACCCAAGCACAUUGCCGCCGCUGAUAAUAUCAGACACAACAUACAAGAUUAG
This is a messenger RNA of Babesia sp. Xinjiang, 483 nucleotides long. RefSeq lists its product as uncharacterized. Lineage: Eukaryota; Apicomplexa; Aconoidasida; Piroplasmida; Babesiidae. The record is from RefSeq and is a predicted model, not a curated record. The transcript has a single exon. Bases 1 to 483 code for a protein of 160 amino acids.